Messenger RNA from Funneliformis mosseae, 283 nucleotides. The record is from the annotation of a GenBank genome assembly. NCBI's taxonomy places the organism in Eukaryota, Fungi, Glomeromycota, Glomeromycetes, Glomerales, Glomeraceae.
CUCGACAAGCAAAGAAGAAUCCUCAUUCUCCUCAUCCUCAAGUGCUAAUAUCAGCUCAUGGGAAUACUGGCCAACCUUUGAAGCCUAUAAAGUUUUCUAUCCCAUUAAUGAUGUAAUAGAAAAACUGAAAACGGAAACAACAACAAGCACAAAAAUUGUGACUGAAAUUGGCAACGUUAAAGAUGAUAACAUGACAAACAAUAAAACUAAAUUAAUAACUGAAACAACUACUACAACGACUACAGCAACUGCAACUGCAAUAACAGAAUCUGAUAAAUCAUGA